AAAAUGGACCAGGACGGGAACAUGAGCGUCUCCAAAAAAUCUGUAAUUGCGAAGAUUUUCAAAGUUCGCAAGAGGCGAGAGAUGCUUUUCGUACAAGUAUGCUUCAUCUGCAGUGUCCUCUUCGUGGCAUGGUGCAUGUCAGCACUCCUGACGAAGGCAGGACAUGGCAUGAUUGCGGAGGGAGGGGUGGACAUGGAUGACCACUGGGGCCGAAGGUUGAUGGCCUCGGUGCCUGAAAAUGAAACGGCGGAGAAAAACUGCACUGAGCCAGCUGUCCACGAGUUUCCUGAAGAUGUUUUCACCAAUGCUGAACGCAAGAAGGGUGCAGUCCUCCUGCAUAUACUCGCAGCCCUCUAUAUGUUUCUGGCCCUGGCCAUUGUGUGCGAUGACUUUUUUGUAACGUCCCUGGAGAAGAUCUGUGAGAAAUUAGAUUUGAGUGAGGAUGUUGCUGGAGCCACCUUCAUGGCAGCGGGAAGCUCAGCCCCAGAGCUCUUUGCCUCAGUCAUUGGUGUCUUCAUCACUCACGGCGACGUGGGGGUAGGAACCAUUGUUGGCUCGGCAGUCUUUAACAUUCUCUGCAUUAUAGGAGUUUGCGGCAUCUUUGCCGGACAGGUGGUAUUGUUGACCUGGUGGGCUGUUUUCAGAGAUUCUUUCUACUACAUUAUGUCUGUGGUGGCGUUGAUUGUGUUCAUCUAUGAUGAAAAGAUUGUUUGGUGGGAGAGUCUAGUGUUGGUGGUCAUGUAUAUGGGAUACAUACUGAUAAUGAAAUUUAACACGAGCAUGCAGAAAUUCUUUACAAGGAAACAGGACAAGAACGUUGCCAAUGGUAACGCGACAAGUGGCAAUGAGUUGGAGGAUGGUAAUGAAUGUUUUGACAGUGUUUUGGAUGACCCAACAUUACCAUUGCUAGAGCCAGUCAAGCCCAGCAAGGCAUAUAGCCGAGGAUCAGUGGUCAUGGUGGAUGAGAUCAUCAAUGCCAGUCCUCCAAACUACCGUUUCCCAGAGGCAAGCCUUCGUGUCAUGGUCACUAACCAUUUUGGACCCAAGACUCGUCUACGUAUGGCCAGUCGCCUCAUAAUCACAGAGCGUCAGAAGCUGGUUCAGGGAGCCAAUGGGGUGGAGACAGCUGUGGUGGAUGGGAAACCUGACAUUGAGAAUGGGAAUGUGCCAGAGGACAAGCCCAGCGAAGAGGAGGAUGGAGAGAUAAACUCGCCUUUCGUCAUACCACGAGGUGUGUUGAAUAAGAUCAAAUGGCUGAUUUCCUGGCCCCUGUUGCUACUUCUCUUCUUCACCAUUCCCAACUGUGCCAAGCCCCGCUGGGAGAAAUACUUCAUGCUCUCCUUCCUUCUCUCCACUGUCUGGAUUGCUGUCUUCUCCUACUUCAUGGUGUGGAUGGUGACCAUUAUCGGGUACACACUUGGCAUUCCUGAUGUCAUUAUGGGCAUCACUUUCCUGGCAGCGGGCACCAGCGUCCCAGACUGCAUCGCCAGCCUUAUUGUGGCGCGACAAGGUCUUGGGGACAUGGCAGUUUCUAACACGAUCGGCAGCAAUGUGUUUGACAUCCUGGUGGGGCUGGGACUCCCAUGGGCUCUACAGACGAUUGCCAUUGACUAUGGCUCAGAGGUCAUGAUUAACAGCCGAGGGCUGGUGUAUUCAGUGGUGCUGCUGCUUGGGUCGGUGGCUCUUACUAUUCUUGGCAUCCAUGUAAACAAGUGGAAACUGGAUAUGAAGUUGGGCGUGUACGUGCUCUUGCUGUAUGCCGUCUUCCUCUGCUUCUCCAUCAUGAUCGAAUACAAUGUCUUCACCUUCGUCAAUUUGCCCAUGUGCCAGGAGGACCACUAG
Chanos chanos (milkfish) is the source of this 1842-nucleotide messenger RNA. It is a transcript of the gene slc24a4b, whose product is annotated as solute carrier family 24 member 4b. The record is from RefSeq and is a predicted model, not a curated record. Gene Ontology annotation, biological process: calcium ion transmembrane transport; intracellular calcium ion homeostasis. Gene Ontology annotation, cellular component: plasma membrane. The coding region runs from base 4 to 1842 and encodes 612 amino acids. The transcript has 17 exons. Gene Ontology annotation, molecular function: calcium, potassium:sodium antiporter activity; calcium channel activity. NCBI's taxonomy places the organism in Eukaryota, Metazoa, Chordata, Actinopteri, Gonorynchiformes, Chanidae.